AUGAAAGAAGGCAAAGCUCCUGGAUUUACCGUACCCCUCACCAUUCGACGAGCCAAACCAGGCGACACGGUCACUUUCGAGUGUGUCCCAUAUGGAAAUCCAUUCCCGGCAAUCAAAUGGCUUAAGGAUGGAAUCGAACUGGCACCAAGUGAUAAGAUCAGCUUUGAAGCGCUACCCGAUGGUACUCAACGGUGUAUAAUAAAAGAUGUCGACUUCUUCAGCGAAGGUUUCUUCCGCUGUGUUGCUACGAAUCCAUAUGGUACCGCGUCAACAAAGGCGGAGCUUAGAAAUGUGACCUAUUAA
Molecule: messenger RNA, 303 nt
Organism: Cylicostephanus goldi
Lineage: Eukaryota; Metazoa; Nematoda; Chromadorea; Rhabditida; Strongylidae
Source: the annotation of a GenBank genome assembly